This is a messenger RNA of Phacochoerus africanus (Common warthog), 2047 nucleotides long. It is a transcript of the gene PIANP, whose product is annotated as PILR alpha associated neural protein. The record is from RefSeq and is a predicted model, not a curated record. Bases 44 to 898 code for a protein of 284 amino acids. The transcript is spliced from 5 exons. Gene Ontology annotation, cellular component: membrane. Lineage: Eukaryota; Metazoa; Chordata; Mammalia; Artiodactyla; Suidae. Gene Ontology annotation, biological process: regulation of immune response.
UAAAGGCUGAAAACCCGGGUCACCUCUGAGGAAGAUCUCGGACAUGGAGUCCAGGAUGUGGCCUGCACUGCUGCUGUCCCAUCUCCUCCCUCUCUGGCCACUGCUGUUGCUGCCCCUCCCACCGCCUGCUCAAGGUUCCUCCUUCUCCCCUCAAACCCCACCAGCCCCUGCCCGGCCCCCCUGUGCCCGGGGAGGCCCCUCGGCCCCACGCCACGUGUGCGUGUGGGAGCGGGCACCCCCACCAAGCCGAUCCCCUCGGGUCCCAAGAUCACGUCGGCAAGUCCUGCCAGGCACAGCGCCCCCAGCCACCCCAUCAGGCUUUGAGGAGGGGCCACCCUCAUCCCAGUACCCCUGGGCUAUUGUGUGGGGCCCAACAGUGUCUCGAGAGGAUGGGGGGGACCCCAACUCUGCCAAUCCUGGAUUUCUGCCCCUGGACUAUGGUUUUGCAGCCCCCCAUGGGCUGGCUACCCCACACCCCAACUCAGACUCCAUGCGGGGUGAUGGAGACGGGCUCAUCCUUGGAGAAGCACCUGCCACCCUGCGGCCGUUCCUGUUCGGGGGCCGUGGGGAAGGUGUGGACCCUCAGCUCUAUGUCACAAUUACCAUCUCCAUCAUCAUUGUCCUGGUAGCCACCGGCAUCAUCUUCAAGUUCUGCUGGGACCGCAGCCAGAAGCGGCGCAGGCCCUCUGGGCAGCAAGGUGCCCUGAGGCAGGAGGAGAGCCAGCAGCCGUUGACAGACCUGUCCCCAGCUGGGGUCACUGUGCUGGGGGCUUUCGGGGACUCGCCCACCCCCACCCCUGACCAUGAGGAGCCCCGAGGGGGACCCCGGCCGGGGAUGCCCCAGCCCAAGGGGGCUCCAGCCUUCCAGUUGAACCGGAUUCCCCUGGUGAAUCUGUGAUGCCCCCCAAUGUUGGGGAGCCGCCAAGCAGGAGGCCAAGGGGCUGGCAUAGCCCCCAACCCGCUGAGGGUGGGGCGGCUGUGGGCGCGGGGGCUCCUGCCCUGAACCGCACUUCGGAAUGCUCCCUGGCCUACAGGCGAGCCCAGCUGUCACCCUCCUUUAGGUGGGGGCCUCACAUAUCUGUGGCUUCUGGUCCCCCCCUCCUCACCCUUGCACACUCACAUGAAAGCCUUGUACACUCACCUCUCUCCUCACAGGCCCUUGCACACACUCACGCUCUUGUACAGCCAGUCUCCCUGUCCAUACCUCUCCCCUCUGAGGACCUUCCCUUUUGUUUCACAGUUUUCGCUUUCUCUUCUCCCACAUCCCGGCACUCAGCCCAUCACUCAGUGGCCAGCGGGUGACUCCCGUGACCUCUCAUGUGCAUUUCCUGGCCCCGUGUUGUGAUGUUGUGUGUUGUGCCCACACUCUGCCUCGUGAACACCCACUGACCCAGUUUCUGUAGCCCCUGCAUGCUGCCCCGAGGUGGGUGGGAGGCGAGCUGGGGGCUCCCCAGGCCCCCCCUCUGUCCCGGUCCCAUCCCGGUCCACAUCAUGGGUUUCGCUGUCUCCCCCAUCCCGCUCUGAGGGCACACGCAUUACCCUGCAGGCUCCCCCAUGGGAAUGGGAGCAGUGAGGCCCCCAACUCCUCCCCCUCCCCACUGCUAAAUUAUGUUGUCUGGGAGAUGGCUUUUGGGGAGUCACCUGCUGCACCACAUGAGAAAGGGGCUCCCGUUUGCCCUCCCCUGGCUCCUUAGUCCCUGUCUUGUCUGUCUUGGCUAUCCGUGUAUGUCACUCUGGAAUUCAGAGCAACCCUCGCCCCAGUCCUCCACUUCCCAGCCUCCCUGAGGGCCUCCCUAACUCCACCUAGGCUGCCAGGGGACUGGAGCCAGCUGGUUCAAGGCCAUCGGGAGCUCUGCCUCCCAAUUUCCCCCUCUCUGCCCCCCUCCCUCCCUGGUUCCUCUGCUCUCCCUCCUCUCGCCCCCACCCCUGAGGUCUGUCCCGACUUCUCACAGCUUUCCCACCUUCCUUCUUGCCUCUCUUACCUGGCUCCUAUGCUGUGAUAUAUAUUUUUGUAUUAUCUCUUUCUUCUUGUGGUGAUAAUCUUGAA